Messenger RNA from Clarias gariepinus (North African catfish), 950 nucleotides. It is a transcript of the gene aurkaip1, whose product is annotated as aurora kinase A interacting protein 1. NCBI's taxonomy places the organism in Eukaryota, Metazoa, Chordata, Actinopteri, Siluriformes, Clariidae. Gene Ontology annotation, biological process: mRNA processing. Bases 184 to 813 code for a protein of 209 amino acids. Gene Ontology annotation, cellular component: mitochondrion. The transcript has 4 exons. The record is from RefSeq and is a predicted model, not a curated record.
GGGUGGAGCUAAGAAAACUAUGGGGGAACCAACUUCAACAAAACAUCGGAACUAAUGACAGGGUGAUCGCAAACACUGGGGAAGGAUCGAGCGGGCGGACCGGAAGUUCACGGUCACAUUGAAGCGGUGCAUUGAAGAGAACUCAUGGUACACAUGCGAGUGCACCAGCAGUAGGAUCUAGUCAUGAUUGUCUCAAGAGUAAUUCCUCGGCUAAAUGUGAUCUUCAGAUUGUCUGGUUUACAUCAAUACCAGAGCAAGUCUUUACACAAUGCAGUGCAACACUGGCGUUCUUCCAGCUUUAUUACAAAUAAUACACAAAAAUACUCCACGUCAGCCAAUGACAACACUCAGCCCCUUAAACCUUGGACAGUUCUUGAGCCUGAAUUAGAGGAAUUCCUUGUUCCCCGAAAACUCUCCGUUACGCCUUUAGAGAGCUGGCUUUCACUGCGGUAUUCACUACCGCCGCUUCUCGAGGCUCCUGUCCCUUUGGAGGAAGGCGAGUUGAUUGAGGAGGCUGUGGUGUUGCCUCCUUCAGCUGUUCCUGUACUGGAGGAUGGCGAGAGUUCAACACCACUGAGCUGUAAGAAUGUGCUGGAGAUCCGGCGUAGGAAGAUGAACAGACACAAAUAUAAGAAGCUGAUGAAACGAACCAAGUUUCUGAGGAGGCGGGUUCUGGAGCGCAGACAGAAAAGAAAGCAGAUUAAAUUUGAGAGGGACCUUGUGAGAAUCUGGAAGCGAGCAGGACUAAGAAAAGCCCCUGAGGGAUGGACCACACCGAAAAUCUUCGUCAGGCAUCAAGUAAAGCGUCGCUGAUUGUUUUCUGAGUAAAACAAAAACUGUAAAAUAAUAUAUUUGUUUAGAGCUGGUGUUGCUUUUUGGAUCAUCUACUUGUCAUUUCUACAUCAUGGAGGAAACACGUGACCUGCCUUCUCUAUUACAGAAAUAAACAA